AUGGUCGAUCAGUUUGUUGGGACCUGGGCUCUGACUGCCACCGAGAACUUUGAUGAAUACAUGAAGGCCAUGGGUGUGGGCUUCGCCACCCGGCAGAUGGGCAACAUGGCAAAGCCCAACCUGAUGAUCAGCGUGGACGAUGCUGGUCUCGUCUCAAUGAAGUCUGAAACUACCUUCAAGACCACAGAGAUCAAAUUCAAGCUGAGCGAAGAAUUCGACGAGACGACUGCAGACGGCCGGAAGACCAAGACCAUCAUCACUCUUGAGAAUGGCAAACUUGUGCAACAACAGUCAUGGGAUGGAAAGAAAACGACACUAGAAAGAGAGAUUCAAGAUGGAAAAAUGACAGCUAAAUGUGUCAUGGAUGACGUGGUUGCAGUGAGGACCUAUGAGAAAGCAGCUUAA
Messenger RNA from Anoplopoma fimbria (sablefish), 405 nucleotides. It is a transcript of the gene fabp4b, whose product is annotated as fatty acid binding protein 4b. Bases 1 to 405 code for a protein of 134 amino acids. The record is from RefSeq and is a predicted model, not a curated record. Gene Ontology annotation, molecular function: fatty acid binding. The transcript is spliced from 4 exons. Gene Ontology annotation, cellular component: cytosol; nucleus. NCBI's taxonomy places the organism in Eukaryota, Metazoa, Chordata, Actinopteri, Perciformes, Anoplopomatidae. Gene Ontology annotation, biological process: fatty acid transport.